CCCGCAUCAACCUGCUCAGCUCCAGUCCACUAGCUGCUCGUUUGUCCGCCGCACAGGUGUGUUUGUGUUCCCUCGUCCUUUUGUGUCAAGCACCGAAGUCUCCAGAUGACCAACUAAAAGCCCAAUGACUGGAAUAUUUCCCCGGACAGGGCUGGACUGUUUGCGGACACCGUGGAACAAAAAGAAGAAGAAAAAGGCAGCGCUAACGGGUCCUAUCGUCACCAUGUUAGCCGGAGCACGACAGGUGCACCGCGGCUUCGAGAUUUGAGACGUUAGCCGCAUCCCGUGAGAUACAGACCGCCUCCGCAGCUCUGGAAAUCAGUGUUUCGGCUUCACACAAUCCCAGCCUAUAUAUGCCGCUAGCACCAUCAAGCUGCCUGACGUCUACAAAAGGCCAAGUUCUACACAGAGAAACCAGCAGACUUUCUUCAUCGUUUCCUCUCCUAUCCCCACCAGCUGAUCCCCUUCAUCCACAUCUGUCCACCCUCGUCUUUCCUGUCACUUUUUCAUCUCUCACCACAUCUUCACCUCAUUUCUGUGGCCUCACAGACUGAUUAUUGACAUGGCCUCGGCCCAGUCAGAGCAGUCCAGCGUCCUGCAAGAGGAGCUCACCUGCCCGGUGUGCUUGGACUUGUACCGUGACCCCCACUUACUUCCUUGCGGACACAACUUCUGUAAGACCUGCCUCGAUCGCCUAAAGCGACAAGCAGAGCGAGGUCGCUUCCGCUGUCCAGAGUGCCGCGACAGCCACCGGUGUAGCACCAACUUUCAGAAAAACUUCAAACUAGCCAAUAUUGCUGACGACUACCGCCACAGGCGCAGAGCGACCACUGCAGCUGCUACAGCUUUAAAAUCCAGGGAACUGCUGUCGGCUUCUGUAGCAGCGCCGUCAGCCAGGAGUGUGUUUGCUGUUCCAUGUGACUACUGCCCUUCAGUCUCCGCCGAGGCCUCAGGCAUCAGCAGUGCUGUGGACGGAUCCUCUGCUGCUUCUGUUUCUCAGGAAGGAAGUGACAAGCCGGAAGCUGCCGUUGCUUCGAUGUUUGCUGUGAAGACGUGCUUGAAGUGCGAGGUGUCGAUGUGCCAGGAGCACGUAAAGCCACAUCUGGAGCUGCCAGCGUUCCGCGAGCAUCCUCUCACCGAGCCCAUGAAUGACUUCUGGAAGAGGAAGUGCCCGGAUCAUGAUGAGAUAUUUAGGUACUACUGCAUGGAUGACAAGAUGUGUGUGUGCAACGCUUGCACCAUAGAGGGAUUACACUCGGGACACACAAUCAAGACCCUGAAAAACACAAUGAAGGAUCUCAAGGGAACGCUGGACAAGCAGCUGUACAGGGUGGAAAGGAAGUACAGCUUGGCAGAGAAGAAACUCCAGGAGCAGAAGGAGAAGGAGAGACAGAAUAAGAAGUUCAUGGACGACUCUGAGCAGUGCUUGACCAGACUUGGUGAGGAGAUGAAGGCCAAAGUCCUCCGCUUCAUCACCAGAUUGCGAGAAUGCACGCGCACCCACUGCGACACCAACGGGCCGGCGAUUCAGAAGAACAUCUCCAGGAUCUGCCAGGACCAGGCCCGUCUCCAGGAGGUCCGCUGUGGCAUCGAGAGCCUCAUGCAGGAAAACGACCCUUUCCGCUUCAUCGAGGCAUACAAGACGACAGGAAAACAGUGCCGCAGGCAGCUCAGGAAAACCAUGUUCUACCCGGAGUACGUCGACAUGGAGACGGAGGUUCUUGGAGUGAUGAUGGAGGAGGAAAUGAGAAAAUUCCUGGAUGAAGAACUACCGUGUCACAUUGUUGCUGCCAUUAACUCCCUCUGUCACCUUCCAGACCUCGAGGAAGAGGAGGAGCAGGAUGAUAACGAGGAAGAGGCUGCGGAGGAGGAGGAGGAGGACGACGAUGACGACCUGGAUGACAGCAGCGAGGAGGAAAUGAGGAGUGAGGGGGAGGAGGAGGAGGACGAAGAGGAGGAAGACGAGGACGCGCAUGAUCAGAGCGAGCUGGCCGAUGAUCUGUACAGCCCCGGAGAGGAGGAGGAAGAGGAGGAGGAGGAAGAAGAUGACGAGGUCGAGGACGGAGAGGAGGAGGACGAGGAGGAGAGAGGGGUUUAACCAAGGAUGGGAUUUAUAUACAUAUAUUUUUACACCUAGUAAAGCACUAUAAAUUUGAUCCUUAACCGUGAGCGAGUGCCACAGAUGUUCUGACGUCUGUUUUAGCGCUGCACUCAUCUUCUCUUUGAAUGUCUCAUGUACAGAAAAGGACUCGAGCUGCUGCCACAUUUUGCCUCAAACCCUCCCACAACAUUCAGAGACAGACAAGAGCUUUGAUCCAGCAGGACUUCAGACUAACUGUACCGAUGUGACUCUCAUGCUAAACCUGUGUUGCAUACUACUAAACGUAAUUAAGGUGCUUUUUAUUCGAAGGCAUUUGCUGUAUACAGUACGCACACACGUGAAUGUGAAUGUAUAAUGACAGAAUGUGGCUGGAAGGAAUCAAACUAAAUUUGGCCAAACCUUUGCAUGUCUGCGAUGCUGGAUUUUCUACCCCUUGUUACCAAAGUGUGACAAAUUUGCCUACAAAAUAUUGCGAGAUUUAAUUUGUUUAGAGAGCUUUCUCCUGAAUUUUUGAUACAAAAACUGGUGCAGAGAAAAGUCGUUCACAGACACAGCUUCUAAAAUAUGUGUUCCCUCAAUUCAACAAGCAUCGAUAAGAGAAAGUUUGAUUUUCCCAGUUUUCCAUCACCACAGAAAGCCUUUUGAUGAGCAUUUUUGAGAAACAGCUAGAAGACAGAAAGUCGAGCAAAUACACCAGGCCAGCAACAGUCCACUGGAACAAGUCCUGUGUGUGGGGUUGUGAUUGUUUCAUGCAGGAGUUAAACAUUGCAAGCCAAAGAGAAAGGGUGUGUGUGAGUGUGUGUGCAUGGAUACAGUCAGAAGUUCGUCUGCUUGGCAUGAUGUUAGAAAAAGAAAUGCAAUGUGUUAACAAGUGUUUACAUAGGCUGCAGAAUGACUUCGCUUUUCAUAGUUAUGCUUUAAAAGCAGGUAAUGCAUCGUUUAAAACAUGUCAAAUGUUCCUAUGCACAGUUCAUACAUGAUUCUUAAAAUACUGGUUUCAGGAGACGUGGAAUUUUGCACUUUACUACAAAAAUGCUAUGUUAGGCCUGAACUAUUUGAAUGUUAAAAGUAGAUUUUCAUUUUGAUACGAGUGAUAUUGUGAGGGGCCAAACUGAUGAAAUAACUACGUAAUAAUAAUAAUAAAGGCUGUUGAAUGUGCACA
Molecule: messenger RNA, 3263 nt
Organism: Stegastes partitus (bicolor damselfish)
Lineage: Eukaryota; Metazoa; Chordata; Actinopteri; Pomacentridae
Product: E3 ubiquitin/ISG15 ligase TRIM25
Exons: 8
Coding region: 563-2098 (511 amino acids)
Molecular function (GO): zinc ion binding
Source: RefSeq, a predicted model, not a curated record